Molecule: messenger RNA, 1602 nt
Organism: Puma concolor (puma)
Lineage: Eukaryota; Metazoa; Chordata; Mammalia; Carnivora; Felidae
Gene: GTF2E2
Product: general transcription factor IIE subunit 2
Biological process (GO): transcription initiation at RNA polymerase II promoter
Cellular component (GO): transcription factor TFIIE complex
Molecular function (GO): TFIIH-class transcription factor complex binding
Source: RefSeq, a predicted model, not a curated record
GGAGUCCGGGGCCGAGUCGCGCCGCCUUAGCUGCAGCCGCCGCUGCCGCUGCCGCCAGUGCCGAGACCCCGGCCUGGCGGGGCUGCGCUGGGAGUGCGUACGGGCAGGCGGGGGCGCUGACGAGAAGCAGGAAGCGGUGGCCACGCGGGCGUGGGCGGCUGGUCGAGGUGGAGGCGCUGGGAGGCGGCGGCCGGUCGCGUGGGGUGGCCCUCCUCGCUCAGAAAUAUGGAUCCAAGCCUGUUGAGAGAACGAGAGCUGUUCAAAAAACGAGCUCUUUCCACUCCUGUAGUAGAAAAACGUUCAGUAUCUUCUGAGUCAUCAUCAUCAUCAUCAAAGAAGAAGAAAGCAAAGCUAGAACAUGGAGGAUCAUCAGGCUCUAAACAAAAUUCUGAUCAUAGCAAUGGAUCAUUUAACUUGAAAGCUCUGUCAGGAAGCUCUGGGUAUAAGUUUGGCGUUCUUGCUAAGAUUGUGAAUUACAUGAAGACACGGCAUCAGCGAGGAGAUACACAUCCUCUCACUUUAGAAGAAAUUUUGGAUGAAACACAACAUUUAGAUAUAGGACUCAAGCAGAAACAAUGGCUAAUGACUGAGGCAUUAGUCAAUAAUCCGAAAAUUGAAGUGAUAGAUGGGAAGUAUGCCUUCAAGCCCAAAUACAACUUGAAAGAUAAGAAAGCCCUACUUAGGCUGUUAGAUAAGCAUGACCAGCGAGGCUUAGGAGGAAUUCUUUUAGAAGACAUAGAGGAAGGACUACCCAAUUCCCAGAAAGCUAUCAAGGCUUUGGGGGACCAGAUACUAUUUGUAAAUCGUCCUGAUAAAAAGAAAAUUCUUUUCUUCAAUGAUAAGAGCUGUCAGUUUUCUGUGGAUGAAGAGUUUCAGAAACUUUGGAGGAGUGUCACCGUAGAUUCAAUGGAUGAGGAGAAAAUUGAAGAAUAUCUGAAGCGACAGGGUAUUUCUUCCAUGCAGGAAUCUGGACCAAAGAAAGUGGCCCCUAUUCAGAGAAGGAAAAAACCUGCUUCACAGAAAAAGCGACGGUUUAAGACCCACAAUGAACAUCUGGCUGGAGUGCUGAAGGACUACUCGGACAUUGCUCCUAGCAAAUAGCCAACAGUUUUAUUUGUGAGCAAAGAGUUCAGUACCAUGUCAAGGUCUUUCUUGUUGAUGCUGGGCUCUGAAGACUGUCUUCCCAUUCUAUUUCUUAGGACUGAGGAGAGGAGCAGUUCAGUUUACAGAACAAGAGCAAAUUACCAAACUCCAAGCGUAUUUUAAUUGAAUGGGCUAAUGUGAUAUUCCCUGUUAACCUUCUGUUACUUCCAGGGAAAGGCGCUUAGCAUGGCAUGCAAGUGUCUUUGCUACUUAUCUCUCUUUCUAAGUGGUUCCUGGUUCCAUUUUUCUUCCUUUAGAACAAGUUUGCAGAUAGUCUUGAAUGCAAUUUUGUUUGUUCCAAAAGGACAUAUUUAUAAUAAAAUCACUGUAGAAGGAACUCGAAGAUGUUCGUGGAUUCAGUUUGUAUUCUUUCUGUUCUUGGCAGUGGCAGACGGCAGCUCCGGCCUUUCACUCCCACAGGAUGCCUGUUUGGGACCUUGUCGGACGCUGUCAUCUGUG